AUGCGUGACCUCUUCGUCUCCCUCCUGUUCCUGUAUCCGCUCGUCGCGGAGUCCAAGACGUGCAUCCCCCGACGCAGAGUCGUGCAGGCCUUUAAUCCCACGCGUAAUGCCAGCUCCGAUACCACCCCAUUUCAAGUAGGAAAUGGGAACUUUGCCUUCGGUGUUGACGUGACCGGGCUACAGACGUUCAAGCCGUUUGGAACAUUGUCAACCUGGGGGUGGCACAACUUUAGUCUACCAACCACUCCCGGCCAGAUGUCUCCAGAAGACUUCCGUGGACAGGAUAUCUGGACUCAUGGUCGACUUGUCAAUUACAACAACCCAACAAAGGCUCAAAACGACAUCUCUCAAUGGCUCAUCAAGAACCCGCAACGCCUCAAUCUCGGCAGGAUAGGGUUCUCCUUCUGUGGAGCAGACGUUGCCGAAGCGGACCUGGAGCAGAAGUCUCAGGUGCUCGAUAUGUGGUCUGGCAAGAUCGUGUCAACCUUCGUUUACAAGGGCAACAAAGUCGUUGUUGAAACUCGAGUCGACCCGGACUCAGAUGUUGUGGGAGUGCAGGUAGAAUCCAAGCUACUCCUCUCUGGUGACCUGGGUAUCUUCUUUGACUUCCCCUACUCGGACAUCAACAAGUUCGAUGCACCGUACGUGGGUGUUUGGAACGCAACCUCGAGCCAUACCACGACUUUACGUGCUUCUGGCAAUCAGGCCACCAUUCAGCAUGUUCUUGAUAAUAGCAGCUACUUUAUGGCUGCACAAUGGGAAGGCGACGGUGCUGUCUCUGCACCCCGGGAUGGAAGCCACCGUUACACACUCAAAGUAUCUGGAAGCAACAGGCUCAAGUUUACCGCUGCAUUCUACGAGAAGGACGAGAUCAAACCCCCUACGACGGAUGAGCUUGCAAAUGCCACUGAUAAGUGGUGGAGAGGUUAUUGGAGAAGAGGAGGUUUCGUAGACCUAACUGGCACAAAGACGGGCAACGCCACCGAGUUGCAGAGGAGAGUACUGUUGUCGCAGUACCUCAUGGCGGUCAACAGUGCUUCAACAAACCCGCCACAAGAGUCUGGUCUCGUAAACAACGGGUGGUACGGAAAGUUCCAUCUCGAGAUGUACCUCUGGCACAGUCUCCAGUUCGCCCGCUGGAACCAGUUCCCGCUCCUCUGGAGAAGCUCUCCCAACAUGUACCGGAGAUUCCUCGACUCAUCUGUCAUCCGCGCCAAGAACCAAGGGUACAAAGGCGCCCGCUGGGGCAAGAUGACAGACCCCACGGGCCGCAGCGCCCCGGGAGAGAUCAACUCGCUUCUGAUCUGGCAACAGCCGCACCCCAUGUACUUUGCCGAGAUCGACUACCGGUCGUUCCCAAACGCCACGACGCUGGCGAACUGGGACGCCGUCCUGACCGCCACCGCCGACUUUAUGGCCUCGUACGCCUUCUUCAACGAGUCGACCGGCGUCUACGACCUGGGGCCGCCGCUCUACCCCGUCUCGGAGAACGGCGACUACAACACGACCAUGAACCCGACUUUCGAGCUGGCGUACUGGCGCUUCGGGCUCGACGUCGCGAAGCGGUGGAAGGAGCGCCAGGGCCAGCCCGUGCCGCGGGAGUGGGUCGCUGUGCGCGACGGGCUGGCGCCGCUGCCCGUCCAGAACGGCACGUACGUCGUCUGGGAGGGCAUAAGGGACAUGUGGGUCGACCGGGACACCGUCUACGACCACCCGGCCAUGGCGGCCAUCUACGGCCUGCUGCCGCCGCCGCCGCCGAGCAGCGGCCCGCCGCUCGACAUGGACGCGCUGCGGGCCACGGCGGCCAGGAUCAAGGAGACCUGGGCGCUCGACCGCUCGUAUGGCUGGGAUUUCGCCAUGCUGGCCAUGAACGCGCUGCGCCUCGGCGACGCGCGCCAGUGCGUCGAGUACCUCUUGCACCCGGCCUUCCAGUUCGACGACGCGGGCUACCCCCUGGGCGGGACGCGGGUCGCCACGCCCUACUUUCCCAACUCGGCGUCCCUGCUGCUCACUGUGGCGAUGAUGGCCGGCGGGUGGGACGGCGCCGAGGGCAUGCACUUCCCCGAGGGGUGGGACGUCAAGGUCGAAGGGUUCAUACCUGGUCUGUAG
Thyridium curvatum is the source of this 2109-nucleotide messenger RNA. RefSeq lists its product as uncharacterized. Gene Ontology annotation, biological process: carbohydrate metabolic process. Lineage: Eukaryota; Fungi; Ascomycota; Sordariomycetes; Thyridiales; Thyridiaceae. The transcript is spliced from 4 exons. The record is from RefSeq and is a predicted model, not a curated record. The coding region runs from base 1 to 2109 and encodes 702 amino acids.